Molecule: messenger RNA, 470 nt
Organism: Homalodisca vitripennis (glassy-winged sharpshooter)
Lineage: Eukaryota; Metazoa; Arthropoda; Insecta; Hemiptera; Cicadellidae
Product: ATP-dependent DNA helicase PIF6-like
Exons: 1
Coding region: 39-470 (143 amino acids)
Source: RefSeq, a predicted model, not a curated record
ACCCUGUGGAGUUUUUAAACUCACUUGAACCAUCAGGAAUGCCGUCACAUCAAUUACUCUUGAAAGUAGGAUCACCGAUAAUGAUGUUGAGAAACUUACGACCACCAAAAUUGUGCAACGGCACUCGACUAACCGUCAAAAAUUUACAUCCAAAUAUCAUUGAAGCAACGAUUUUGUCGGGAACAUCUGCCGGGGAAGAUGUCUUCAUCCCUCGCAUCCCCUUAAUUCCAUCCGACUUGCCAUUUGAAUUUAAGAGACUUCAGUUCCCCGUUCGACUUGCGUUCGCAAUGACGAUUAAUAAGGCACAAGGACAAUCACUUAACGUCGCAGGAAUCCAUCUGGAACCCUCAUGUUUCUCGCACGGUCAAUUAUACGUCGCUUGCUCAAGAGUCGGAAACCCGAAGAACCUUUAUAUUUAUGCUCCAAAUAAUACAACUAAUAACGUUGUUUACCAAAACGCAUUAAAAUAA